Melanotaenia boesemani (Boeseman's rainbowfish) is the source of this 2275-nucleotide messenger RNA. It is a transcript of the gene chmp7, whose product is annotated as charged multivesicular body protein 7. The transcript is spliced from 10 exons. Gene Ontology annotation, cellular component: ESCRT III complex; cytoplasmic side of plasma membrane; multivesicular body. Gene Ontology annotation, biological process: vesicle budding from membrane; late endosome to vacuole transport via multivesicular body sorting pathway. NCBI's taxonomy places the organism in Eukaryota, Metazoa, Chordata, Actinopteri, Atheriniformes, Melanotaeniidae. The record is from RefSeq and is a predicted model, not a curated record. Bases 321 to 1670 code for a protein of 449 amino acids.
CCGCUUCUCUGUGCGGGUGUAAAUUAUGGACGUAUGCAACUAUUGUUUUGUACAGAAUUAGCUUAGCUAGUAGCAUGACUUUUCAACAUGAUUGCGAAAUAAGAGGGUGAUGUGACCGCUAACGCGAGAGCAGCAUCUGUGAAUUUUUAUUCGGCAGACUGUGUCUGAACGUUGGUGUUAUUACGCGGGGAUAUUUGCCUCCUCUCGUGAGCUGGUAGUGGAUGUUGCUAACCUUGUUAGUUUUAAAGCUAGCUGUCUGCUAGGCAGAGCAAGCUAAUUGCCUGACGGGCUUAGCUAAACUUCAGUAUCGGAUAUUGCAAAUGUCUAACACCACUGACAUGACCCUGCCACCUGAGUGGGACGACGACGAGCGCAUGAAUGUUAUGUUCUCUGAAUUUAAAGAGAACCGAGAUGUGAACACCACGGACUGGGACAGUAAGAUGGACUUCUGGACGGCACUGAUCAUCGAAAGCUGCAAGCAGCGUGGCUCCGUGUGUGUCAACCUGCAGGACCUCAACAAGACGUUCAGGAGGAAAGAAAAGGCACCGCUGGGAUUGCCGACUGUGAUCCAGUCAAUGGCCAGCUGUGGGAAAAUCCAGAGGGAGUCGGAGUUUGCUGCCAAUGUGGAUUGUGGCUGGCUGUCCUGGAGUGUUGGCCUGCUGCUGGUGAAGCCACUGAAGUGGACAUUUUCCACUCUUUUGGGAAGCAACAGGGUCCCUCUGGAAGAGUCUUUUGUUGUCAUUGAACUGGUGAAGGAGAAAGCAGCAGAAUUACUCAGGGUCUACAGAACCAGUGAAUUUUCAAGCUGCUCACUAAUUUCAUUUCAAGAGCUCUUGACAAUCUCCUCUGACAUCUGUGCUGAUGAGAGCACCCUAUGCGUGGCUCUUCUGCAGCUGCAGAGGGACAAGCAAAUAAUAGUUUACUUGCAUGAAGGAGAAAAAAUUGUUAAAUUUUGUCAGCCUGGACAGGAGCGUGUGCCUGCAGUUAGUGAUGUGGACAUUGGCAUCUACCAGCUGCAGCACAGUGAGAAACUGCUUGCAGAGCGGGUGCAGAAACUGGGCCUGGAGACUGACAGAUGCAAAGAGGAAGCAAGAAAUCUGCUUCAUGAAGGGAAGAAAUCACAGGCUCUGAGGAGUUUAAGAGGCCGCAAGAGGGUAGAGAAGAGAAUAGACAAUUUGUCUGCCAAACUGGAAACCAUCAGGGGAAUCCUGGACCGGAUUGCCCAGUCACAGACUGAUAAGAUGGUUAUGCAAGCAUACCAGGCAGGAGUGGCUGCCCUAAGACUCUCUCUUAGAGAUGUGACUGUUGAACGUGCUGAGAAUCUUGUGGAUCAAAUCCAGGAGUUGUGUGACACACAAGAUGAGGUGAACCGAGCCAUCUCUAGUGGUGUGAUCUCUGCAGAUGAAGAUAUGGAUGACUUGGAAGAAGAGCUUAAAUGUUUGUUGGACGAGUCAAAGCCAGAUUCCAUCUCAGUUUUACCUCCAGUUCCAACUAGUAGUGUGGGAGCUACCGGAGAGCAGAUCAUCAGCUCUCGGCCCCCUGUACCUCAGAGCCACUUGAAUAUUACCACUGAGCAGCUGGAGGCAGAACUGAAUCAGCUAACUCUAUCAGAUACAGGUCAACAGAAGAAAGCAACAACGCCAAACAAGAGAAUACAGUAUGCACAGUGAUGGCACAGGCAAGAUAUGACCUGUCUGGAGAUCGUCAUCAACAUAUCAAGACAAGCUGUAUCUCUGCAAGUGAACAUGAUUUCACAAAAGUAAAAAAGAAAUAAUCUCCAUAUAAUAAUUGGAGAAGUUGUGAAAUCAACUUCAGGGUGAAAAAGAAGCACUUUCCUUCCUUUUAAUGAAAAUGAAAAUAAUUCAUUUACAGUGGAGGCAUGCCUAAAAGGACUUUUUUUUAUCUCACAAAUGAACCCACUUUUUAACUUGAAUACCUUUAGAUCUCAAAAUCUGAAGCCUCUUAAGUUAAAAUGGAUAUUUUGAACCGUUUGAAAGCAAGUCACCACCAGGAAUGCUUUAAAUUUGACCAGAGAGCAACUGUACCAGUGGGAUUUCAUGUUAAUUGAUAUGUGUGGUUGUCUGUCAAUGACAGUCCUGUAAAGUGUAUUUAAGUGGCCUUUUCAAAUGUAAAUAUAAGCCUAUAGUAAAAAGAAUUUCAUGCCAAAUGAUCUAUUAUAACCUAACUUCACUUCAAAAUAUGUGUGAAGACUAAGGAACCUACCUUAAAUCAGUGUAACCAAAUAUGUUUGUCCAAAUAAAAUUUAUUUUAAUCA